Messenger RNA from Onychomys torridus (southern grasshopper mouse), 2108 nucleotides. Its product is annotated as zinc finger protein 271. Gene Ontology annotation, biological process: regulation of transcription by RNA polymerase II; central nervous system development. The record is from RefSeq and is a predicted model, not a curated record. Lineage: Eukaryota; Metazoa; Chordata; Mammalia; Rodentia; Cricetidae. The transcript has 4 exons. Gene Ontology annotation, cellular component: nucleus. The coding region runs from base 1 to 1911 and encodes 636 amino acids. Gene Ontology annotation, molecular function: DNA-binding transcription factor activity, RNA polymerase II-specific; RNA polymerase II cis-regulatory region sequence-specific DNA binding.
AUGCUUGAUGAUGCACCAUGGAGCUGUGAUCCUCCCAGAUUCCUAGAGCGGCCGAGGGAGCUUCCGGAAGCUAGCCUGUGCUCACUGGGCCUUCGAUUCAACUGCGUGAACGUCCGAAAUGUUGGGGUGCUAGUGGAAUCACGAAGUGUUCAGUUGUGCCCCGUGGAGAUCCAGUUCAGUUGUGACUCUCAGGAGCAUCAGCUUCUAUCAGAUGGUGAGACUAAGAUCAAGAUUGGAGAGCCAGCUUCAGAGGAGGAGAUGACAGAAAACGUUGAAACACUGACUGAAGAAUCUGGCAGCCUCCAGGAGGAUGCUCUCCAGAAUUCCAUAGGCAAAGAAUUCUGGGAAUUGGGGGAUGAAUUGAAUGACCAGAACCUCUUAAAACAAAGACAAUAUAACUGUAAUGAAUGUGGCCAAAGCUUUGCUUGGAAUACAGGUCUUGUUAGGCACCAGAGAAUUCACUGGGAGAAAGCUUAUGAAUGUGAUGAGUGUGGGAAGGCCUUUCGUAUAAGCUCAGCCCUGGUUCUGCAUCAGAGGAUUCAUACUGGAGAGAAACCCUACCCUUGUAAUUGGUGUAUUAAAAGUUUCAGUCGGAGCUCAGACCUUAUUAAACAUCAAAGAAUCCACACUGGUGAAAAACCUUACAAAUGUGAUGAAUGUGGGAAAGCCUUCAGUCAGAGCUCAGAUCUUAUUAUACAUCAGAGAAUCCAUACAGGAGAAAAACCCUAUCAGUGCAGUCAUUGUAGUAAAAGUUUUAGCCAGCGCUCAGACAUGGUUAAACAUCAGAGAAUCCACACUGGAGAGAAGCCUUAUAUGUGUAACCAGUGUAACAAACAUUUCAGUCAGAGUUCUGAUCUUAUAAAACAUCAAAGAAUCCACACUGGGGAAAAACCAUAUAAGUGUGACGUUUGUGGGAAAGCCUUCAGUCAGAGCUCCGAUCUUAUUCUACACCAGAGAAUCCAUACUGGGGAGAAGCCAUAUUCAUGUCGUCAGUGUAACAAAAGUUUUAGUCAGAAUUCAGACCUUACUAAACACAGAAGGAUUCACACUGGAGAGAAACCGUAUAAAUGCAAUGAAUGUGGAAAGGCUUUUAAUCAGAGCUCAGUUCUUAUUCUGCAUCAAAGAACUCAUACUGGAGAGAAACCCUAUCUAUGUAAUCAGUGUAUCAAAACCUUCAGUAGGCUUUCAGAUCUUAUUAAUCAUCAACGAAUUCACACUGGAGAGAAGCCUUACCCAUGUAGUCAGUGUAGUAAAAUGUUUAGUAGAAGGUCAGAUCUUAUUAAACAUUAUAGAACCCAUACUGGUGAGAAGCCCUAUGAAUGUGAUGAAUGUGGUAAAACUUUUAGUCAGAGUUCCAACCUUAUUCUCCACCAGAGAAUCCACACUGGAGAAAAACCAUAUCCUUGUAGUGGUUGUUCUAAAAGUUUUAGUCGUCGUUCAGAUCUCAUAAAGCAUCAAAGAAUUCAUACUGGAGAAAAACCAUACACGUGUAAUGUGUGCAAUAAAAGUUUUAGUCAAAGUUCAGAUCUCACUAAACAUCAGAGAAUACAUUCUGGUGACAAGCCCUACCACUGUGACAGCUGUGACAAAGCCUUCAGUCAGAGUUCUGACCUUAUCCUUCACCAUAGAAUCCACACGGGAGAAAAACCAUAUGCAUGUACACAGUGCACCAGACGUUUCAGUCAGAAUUCAGACCUUACUAAACACCAGAGAAUCCACACUGGAGAGAAACCAUAUAAAUGUAAUGUGUGUGGGAAGACUUUCAGUCAGUGCUCAGCUCUAACCCUUCAUCAGAGAAUCCAUACUGGAGAGAAACCACACCCAUGUGUUCAAUGUGGCAAGAGCUUUAGUAGGCGCUCUGAUCUCAUUAACCAUCAAAGAAUCCACACUGGUGAAAAACUACAAAUAUGAUACUUGUGAGAAACGCUUCCAGCACUGUGACCAUUGAUACUGAACAGUAGAGGAUGCAGAUAGAAGAGAAGCCCUACCCUUAUGGUCAGGGUAGCAUAUUUUUAACAAACCUGAUCUUGGUACUUUAAGAAAACCCAUUCUAGCCAGAUGGUGAUAGUGCAUGCCUUUAAUCUCAGCACUUGAGAGGCAAAGUCAGG